Messenger RNA from Erigeron canadensis, 1450 nucleotides. RefSeq lists its product as uncharacterized. The coding region runs from base 294 to 1340 and encodes 348 amino acids. Gene Ontology annotation, cellular component: membrane. Gene Ontology annotation, biological process: CAAX-box protein processing. Lineage: Eukaryota; Viridiplantae; Streptophyta; Magnoliopsida; Asterales; Asteraceae. The transcript has 4 exons. Gene Ontology annotation, molecular function: metalloendopeptidase activity. The record is from RefSeq and is a predicted model, not a curated record.
CGUCAAUCGUUGGAAACUAAACGGAUGAGAACGAGUAUAGACUAUAGAAUUUGAGAUAACAUUUGCAAUUGUUCUAGAACAUUCGAACCCACGCAGAAUUAUUGGUUUGCCACUUGGCUAUAUCCAUUCCCUGGCCGGAACUAUCAUCUUAUCCACCGCCGCCACCGCCACCGCCACCGCCACCGCCACCGUCCAUCCUCCUUGCACAUCCAUAAAAGUCAAACCCCUGUAAAUCGCUUCUUAGACAUGUUAAAACGACGUCGUUAAGAUUACCAACAAAUUCCGGAUAAACGAUGACCACUGCUACAACGCCUUUAUGUCAACCGCUUUCUGUUCGUCCUUUUUAUCUUCUUUCUACAAAUACAAGAUUUAAAUAUAAACUCUAUAAUAAUAAUAAGAAACCCCAUCAUUGUAACAACAAUAAUAAUAGUAAUCGAACCUCUUGCCCUUGUCCUUGUUCAAAUUUUUUAAGAAAUAACUGGAGAUACUCAUGUUUUAAAGACCCACAAAACUCUUCUUUCGAUCCCGAUAUAGCAUUGCCCUCGGAAUCAGAACCAAACCAAUCGAAUAUUGUGAAACAUGAUUUGGUCUCAAAGCUUCAACAGGCUGUAGAUGCCGUAUUUAGCGCACAACGAUGGACAGUUCCCUGGACAGCUAAAACCAUUCUUCAGGUGAUGCUCCUUUGGAUUGCCUCAUUUUGGCUGGUAGGUUCUUGGAUAAUACCAUUUUUAGCCCAUGUAUCAGGUUUCAGAAAGGAGACCUUGACAUACAGAGGACAAGCACUGUACAGCCUUUUAACGGAUGUGGCAGAAGGCCUUGCAGGUAUUGCAAUCCUCCACCGCUGCCUCGCACCAUUCCGCCCCCUUUCAUCUGAUUGGUUUAAAUUCACCUUUAAAGGCAAAUGGCAUAUUGACAUUGGCUUAGGGUGCCUCAUGUUCCCUUUGGUCAACCGUCUCUCACAGGUCAAUCUAAAUUUAAUGCCCAUGAUCCCGCCCGCUCCAGUCACAGUCUCAAAUGUCGAGCAAUCGAUUGUUGCACGUGAUCCCAUGGCAAUGGCUCUUUACGCCAUCGUGGUCUCCGUUUGUGCUCCUAUUUGGGAGGAGGUUGUGUUUCGCGGGUUUCUACUCCCUUCAUUGACCAGGUACAUGCCCGUAUGGUGUUCAAUAUUAGUUAGUUCUUUAGCUUUUGCAUUGGCACAUUUCAAUAUGCAAAGAAUGCUACCACUUGUAUUUCUUGGGAUUGUAAUGGGUACUGUGUUCACAAGGUCAAGAAACUUACUGCCGUCUAUGCUCUUACACAGCCUUUGGAAUGCCUUUGUAUUCAUAGAUCUUAUGAAGUGAUCUCUCUUUUAUGUAUACGUCAUGUAUUAAUGACAUCCUAAUUCACCAUUCGUUGUAUCCUUGUGUAUAAAUCUACUUUUUGGUUUAAUAUUUAAUCUACUUUAGAUGUA